UCUCUUCUCUCGCGUCAGCGUCACGAGGUUUAAUCGCCGCCGAGGCGAAGGCGCGUCCGUCCAACCUGUGGAGCGUCUCUCUCUCUCUCCGUGUGUGUCCGUCUGUCUGUCUGCACGCUGCACACGCGCGCGCGCACGCACGCACGUGGAAGCUUCGGCGCACACAUGCACGCACCUCUUUCAGUAGUAGCUGUAGUUUGGAGACAAUAAACCGGUGUUACCGCUCCUCGGGGAAUUUCCGCUCUCAUCCCGGAGGACGAGCUCUUCGCGAAGGAAGUUGAAGCGAACAGCGGUGCGUGUGCGUGUCAUUCGGGAGCCGAGCGAGCAGCCAUGGACGCGUUGAUGAAGGGGUUCUCCAAAGCUAAGGAUGGGGUCGUGGCAGCGGCGGAGAAGACCAAGCAGGGAGUGACUGGAGCGGCUGGGAUGACGAAAGACGGGGUUAUGUUCGUCGGUACUAAAACUAAGGAUGGAGUCACAACAGUUGCAGGUAAAACGGUGUCCGGGGUGUCUCAGGUGGGCGGAGCCGUGGUCACCGGCGUCACCGCCGUGGCCCAGAAGACGGUGGAGGGCGCCGGGAACAUCGCGGCCGCCACCGGCUUGGUCAAGAAGGAUCCAGCUAAACCAACUGAGGACGUCCCCGCAACCCAGGAGGCGGGGAAGUCACCAACCUACAACCCCGCAGAGCUGAGUGAGGAGAGCGACGACGACGACUGAACCGAGCGCCACAAUCGCCGCUCGACCGACGACACAUUCCAUGUUGCUCUGCCAAGUCCCGUCGUGCCUCGUCCCGGUCCGUUAUGGAGUCUGUGCCCAGCGUCUGUGUGUGUCUGUGUAGGUGUUAAGGAGCGAGAGGGGUGAUGCGAGCGUGUGUGUGUGUGUGUUUGUGCGUGCCUUUUGCACAUCAGUCCCGAAGGGGACCUCAGGUGUGUUUCUCCCGUGACCAGCUGUUAUUCACAGUGACUCCCUCCCACCUGGUCACUGUGUGCACGUGUGUCAGUCUGUUAGUUCAACCGACUGCAAUCGAUCACUUCAAGCACCUAAGUGUCUCUGUGGAAGAGUUCAGUGAUCCAGUGCAAAUGGAAACGAUGAUAUUCUCUAUUUUUGUCCGUAUACAGACGCUGUUUUUUGCUGUGCUUAUAUUGAACUUUUAAGUUGUCACUGCUACAGCGAACAUAUAUCCUAAUGAGUGAGAGCAUGUAUAAAAUGUAUUCAGCCUAAUCGCUAUGACAUGGAGUGUUGAAUAAAGUACAUAGUGUGUA
Messenger RNA from Betta splendens (Siamese fighting fish), 1259 nucleotides. Its product is annotated as alpha-synuclein-like. Gene Ontology annotation, biological process: synapse organization; chemical synaptic transmission; synaptic vesicle endocytosis. Lineage: Eukaryota; Metazoa; Chordata; Actinopteri; Anabantiformes; Osphronemidae. The record is from RefSeq and is a predicted model, not a curated record. Bases 331 to 714 code for a protein of 127 amino acids. The transcript has 6 exons. Gene Ontology annotation, molecular function: cuprous ion binding. Gene Ontology annotation, cellular component: cytoplasm; neuronal cell body; axon terminus.